Molecule: messenger RNA, 624 nt
Organism: Fonsecaea erecta
Lineage: Eukaryota; Fungi; Ascomycota; Eurotiomycetes; Chaetothyriales; Herpotrichiellaceae
Exons: 3
Coding region: 1-624 (207 amino acids)
Source: RefSeq, a predicted model, not a curated record
AUGACCUUCCUCACCCUCACUUUUACAACUACCCUCACUCUUACAACCAUCACCCUCAGUCGACCUGAUGCCACUUCGAAAUCCUCUCCGACAGCAUCCUCAAAAUGCUGCGUCAAACUUUCCGCCUUGGACGACGUAGCAUUGUUCAACAAGCUACAUGUUGCAUAUCCCAAGCCCGCACUUUCCAGGCAACGGCGCGACAUCAGCUCUGCCCCUCAAUCCAGCAGAUCUCUCGAUGAUAAGCUCAACUACUUUAAUAAAGAGUUAACGGCGACGAAAUCCGAAGUGACAAACCUCAUUGGAAGCCUACAGAAGCAGGAGGGGAAAGCAGACUCAAAAUUCAUACGCCUUGAAUCGGAGAUGACGAGCCUUAAAUCGGAGAUGACGAGCCUCAAAUCAGAGAUGGGACACCUCAACGAGAACCUGACUAUGCAGAUGAAGAGUUUCACUGAAACUAUGUCUGCGCAGAUAAGCGUCCUUAAUGCGAACAUGGAGUCGAGAUUGGACAAAUUCGAGAAUCGAUUCUUGUUUGGAAUGGUCUUCGCUAUAUUCAGUGUGUCGGUCGUUGCAAUCGGUGGUACCGUCGCUGCCACUUUCAAACGAUCCCCAAAUCGUACCGACUAG